AUGAACACCACAGAUAUUCCUCUUGAGGGCAUAGCUCGCCCGUCCUUUACUGGGAGCAAGUCCGCACCUCCGCGUUACGCUCCCUCGCACGGCGGUCCAUCGACGGGAGCCCACGGAGAGCAACCUCUGCACUACUACCAAGUCCCUUUGGCCAUCCCUCCAGCAAAACCAUGGUAUAAGCGUACGCUCUUCAGGGUCCCCUUUGCCAUCUUCCUGGCGCUGCUUACUCUGGGUUCCAUAGCAGCCGUCAUUGUCGUAUCGUUGAGCAAGGGCCAGGGGCGAGACUCUAGCGAACCGGCAGAUCCAAGUUCUCCUUCCGUGGCAACAUCCACUAUCUUGGUGACUGUGACAAAAAGCAAGCCGACAAGCGAAAGGUCAACCGUCGUAACUAUGACCAGUACCCCUGAAGAGGGACCGACCAUGAUACCCGCAACCACGGAGCCCAGCAUCACCGACGAUCUCAUUUCUUUCGUAACCAGAGAAGCCCAGGUCGACACGAAAUUGAUCACAAACUCAAAAGAGCCAGUAGUGACGACGAGGCUCGUAACCGUGACGGUCACAGACGAGGAUAGGGAGGCAGAGGCGACGACGACAGAAAAACCGCCAUCCCCUACGUUUGUUCUUUCCGACCGCUCCUCCAUCCUCGUCGCGGACGUUUCCACUGGUUCCUCCCGUGAUUAUCGGCGCACCAUGGUCUGGCAGUCUGACAACAACGCCACCCUCAUCGCACGCGACUCGGUUGGUGGGCGGUCCUCGAUCUAUCCUAUUCAAGGUCUCCCCGAGCGCGCUAAGCUCGGCACCCCGAUCACGGGCGCCGUGGACGAUGCCGGCGUAGCGCACGUUUUCUACCUUAACGACGAGGACAGGAUUGUCCAUCUCACGCAAGUGAGACCCAGACAAUGGGUCAGCGUACAAAAGACAAAGGUCCAGGUCAGCGGUGGUAUCUCAGCGAGCUUUCACCGCAGCUUGGGCGAUGUCGGUCUGUUUGUGUUGGCGUACAUUGACAAUGAAAAUUCGUUGGCAAUGAUCACGACCACAGAACCUUCUGGGUCUGGGGCGUGGAAGGCGUACAAGCCAAAAUACUUUCAGCAUAUGAGCGGCCGACGAUCCGUCAAUGUCGACAUUACAAGCGGCAUCGCCAAGGUUGCCAGCGAUAGUGAUCCACCAGCCGAGGGCGACUAUGCCGGUAUCCUCGUCGCCGUCGAAGGAGAAGAUGCAGUUGAGAUUAUCGAAUGUUCCUCGGAGUCCGGCAGUAUAAGGGAGUGUUUCGAGAUUGGCGACACCUUCCACCACGCUUCGACAUCAGUCAAUAAUCAAGAAGCACCAGUAAAGCUCACAGCUCACCCGGCCGAGAUCGUCUGGACCAGCCUCGCCGGAGACGAUCGUGCGCCGAAUGAGAUUUAUGGGUUCUUCACCCUGGCGAAAGGGAAGUUGCAGCAUCAUCUGUACAUUCCAGAGAUGCCCUGGACCGACCCCAAGACCGAAGGCGUCGUUGUUCUAGGGAACGAGAUGGUCACCAGCAAGCUGAGCGACAAUGUCGAUGCUAUCGCCCUGGCGGGAGACGGCAGCUUGUUCUUUCGAGAAGGGGAUGAGCUGGGGGAGAUGGGAAUGGACGGCGAGGCGGAGAGCUGGAAAGUGGAGGACAUGCUGGACACGGAGGUCGUUGAAUGA
This is a messenger RNA of Emericellopsis cladophorae, 1671 nucleotides long. RefSeq lists its product as uncharacterized. Lineage: Eukaryota; Fungi; Ascomycota; Sordariomycetes; Hypocreales; Bionectriaceae. Bases 1 to 1671 code for a protein of 556 amino acids. The transcript has a single exon. The record is from RefSeq and is a predicted model, not a curated record.